ACUUACUUCUUGCAUACUUAAAUAUCGCCCAGAUUUGAAAUGCAGCAAUAUAUUUCAAAUAUAUGGAGAUAUCGAUUUAAUAUAGUAUUUAAACGCCUGAUAGGGUUAUCCAACUAUAGUUUGGGAAGAAAUAAGUUCAUCUACCCAAAGCUGGAUGAAACUCAAUUGGAAGAAACUCUGACAAGUGGACAUGGUCCUGGGGGACAGUCUGUAAACAAAACAACAAAUUGUGUCGUCUUACGUCAUAAGCCGACAGGAUUGUUUGUAAAAGUAGGUUUCAAUAUAUAUUUAUAUUGUUUAGUCCUAAUUUUGUGUAGUUUUAGUGUCACGAAUCACGGGAUCUUAAUGUUAAUAAAAAAUUGGCUAGAAUAAGACUUCAAGAAAAGCUGGAUUUACAUCAAAACAAAUCGCGUAGUUUACAAUCAAUGGCUAAAAAAGAUGCAGCCAGGAAGCGAGCUCAAAAGGUGAAAAAAACAAACGAACGUCUUCAAAAAUUAGCUGCAUUCAAAGAACGUGAGGGGUUGUCUUGACACGUUCGUGUUGUUUUCAAUAAAUUACUAACAUAUUGUGGUAAAAUAUCAUUUAAAUUUUAAAAUAUAGAGCUUUGAGCAGUUGGUUUCUUAUAGGCAAAGUGUGAGAGAAAAGAAUUAUUAUAAAAAAUAUAUUCCACUAAAGAAAAACUACUGAAGUUCUGUGCUGAAUUUCUUCGUAAUUACCGUUCGAAUUUAGAAUAGUGUCCAUUAUUGCGCAUGCGCAAUCUUAACUUGAGCACGAGCGGAACUUGUCGAAGUCUCGUUCAUUGUCGUUAUAUCGAUAAUAAAGUACUAUCGUCGAUAUAGCAAUAUCGCGAUCUGUUAAUCAAUCUUCAAAAUGUCCUACAACUACAUUGUGACUGCCAAGAAACCGACCACAGUGUCUGCAACAGUAACCGGUCACUUCACAUCAACGGAUGUUAUUAACCUUAUAUUAGCAAGAAAUAGAUUGAUAGAAAUAUAUGAGCUAACUCCGGAAGGAUUAAAGUCAGUAAAAGAGUUCGAAAUUUUUGGAAAAAUUGCAACGCUGAACGCCAUUUUACCAGAUGGAUACGACAAAAAUUUGCUGUUUAUUGUUACUGAGAAAGGUUCAGCAACAAUGCUUGAAUUUGUUCAAAAGUCAUCUGAUCUUGAAAUAAUUACAAGAAGCUAUGGAAAUGUUUUUGAAAGAACUGGAAGGCAAGCUGAAAGUGGAAUAAUUACUUUUGUAGAUCAAGAAAAUAGAUAUAUAUUUAUUAGAAUAUACGACGGUUUAUUAAAAGUUCUUCCAAUAAAAAAUUUGUCGGGAAUUUUUGAAGAGGGAGCAAAAGAAAUAAAUUCUUACAAUAUUCGUAUAAAAGAAUUGGAUAUCAUAGAUGUCUGUUCGUUAUAUAUUAAAGGGGCACCUACUUUUGCAGUUUUAUAUGAAGAUAAUUCUUCGAGGCAUAUUACAACUUACAAGCUUGAUGAAGAAGAAACUGAACUCGAAGAUGGACCUUGGGAGCAACGUGACGUUGAACAGGAAGCAAUAUAUAUUGUUCCAGUUCCUGAACCUAUUGGUGGACUUUUAGUAUUUGGUCAAGUAUCUAUUGCACACCUAAACAAAGGGACGUGUGAAUGCCGCACCCCUGCAGUUAUGCAGAAUCAUUCAAUAACUGCUGUUGAAAAAGUUGAUAAAGAUGGCAAGAGAUUUUUACUUGGAGAUUCCUUCGGAAGAUUAUAUAUUCUCAUAUUAAUUGUUCAUGAGGAUUCUAAUACUGGAGUUAGUGACCUUCAACUAGAAAUUAUUGGGGAAACCAACGUAGCAGACAGAAUAACUUACUUGGACAAUGGAUAUAUAUUUAUUGGAUCUUACUCUGGUGAUGCUCAAUUAAUUAGAUUGCAUAAAACUAAAAACCAAGAUGGAUCUUAUGUCGAAAUAAUGGAAAAUUUUUCAAAUAUAGGUCCUAUUUUAGACUUUGCAGUCGUAGACCUAGAGAGUCAGGGCCAAGAUCAAAUGAUUUGUUGUUCCGGUAAUCUCCAUAAUGGAUCUUUAAGAGUCAUCAGGAAUGGAAUUGGUAUAACUGAAACAGGAAUAAUUGAACUUAGUGGAAUUAAGGGAGUAUGGCCGUUAUCGAUUUAUGAAGAGAAAGAUGAGGAUGUUAUACUUUUGUCAUUCCCAGACGAAACAAAACUGAUCGCUUUAUGGGAAGAGAUGGAAGAGAUAACUAUCACGGGUUUCGAGCAAGAAACGAGGACCCUGUUUGCAUCGAAUGUAAAGUUUGGUCAAAUUCUUCAAGCUACAAGAAAAAAAUUGAUCUUGUGGAAUAAAUCUAAAAGAGAGCAAACUUUUUCUUGGAGCCUGGACGAAGACAAGAAUAUAUCUUUAUGUAAUAGCAACAAUGAACAAGUAGUGGUCGCUUCAGCAGCUAAGUUAAUCUACUUUGAAGUGAGGGAUGGACAUCUAGAAAAAAUGGCAACAGUAGAGUUGCAGUAUGAAAUAGCUUGCAUGGAUGUGACCCCUAGAGAUGGUAGUGACCGAACAGAUGUCGUAUGUCUAGGUGUAUGGACAGAUAUCUCUAUUUAUAUUUUAAGUUUGCCUAAUUUGUCAGAAAUUCAUUAUCAAAAACUACCAGGAGAAAUCAUACCAAGAUCGAUACUGACAACGGUAUUUCAAGAACGACACUAUCUUAUGAUAGCUAUGGGAGACGGAACUUUAUAUUACUUUUUAAUCAGUCCAUUUGAUGGCAAUAUUCACAAUCGUAAAAAAGUGACUCUUGGAACGCAGCCUCUUCAUAUUCGUCAUUUCACAUGGAGGGGAAUUACAAAUGUCUUCGUUUGUUCUGAUCGGCCGACUGUUAUAUUUUCUUCAAAUCAAAAGCUGGUUUUUUCAAAUGUUAACUUAAGGACAGUCAGCUAUAUGUGUUCUAUAAAUUCAAAAAACUACAAGGACACAUUAUUGUUAGUCAGUAAUGAUGGUAUAUUAUUUGGUGAAAUUGAUGAAAUGCAAAGACUUCACACUAGAACCUUUGAACUGAACGAAAGUCCGCGAAGAAUAGCAUAUCAACCGGAGACUAAGACAUUUGCUUUGUUAACCAGCAGACGAGACACGAGGGGAAAGGGCAGUAGACAGACAAACCAUUUGCGAGAAUCUGCUAGCACUGGUUGCUCAAGCGUUACAACAAGUGAAAUAUCACCUAUUAUUCUGAAAAAUUUAAGAAUACCUAAUUUUAAGGAGGGUGAUAUUAUGGAAAUGUUUAAUGUGCUUUUUUUAGAUCAGUAUACUUUUGAAGUCAUUCAUUGUCACAAGUUUCAACCAUACGAAUAUGCUUUGUCAGUUUGUACUGCAAGUCUGGGGAAAAGUAAGGAGACAUAUUUUGUUGUUGGGACAGCAUUCGUUUUACCAGAAGAAACUGAACCUAAAUAUGGCCGUCUAUUUGUUUUUAAGAAUGAGCAGGGAUCUAUUAGACAAAUAUCAGAUGUUGAUGUACAAGGAGCUCCUUAUUCGAUGACUUCCUUUAUGGAUGAUAAAAUUGUUUGUACUAUAAAUGGAACAGUACGAGUUUAUGAAAUGGGAGCUGAUAAUUACUUAAAUUUAGUUUGCUCCUAUUUUAACAAUAUUGUGGGACUCUAUUUAAUAGUAGAUAAAGAACGAAUUUACAUCGGAGAUUUAUUCAGAAGUGUCACUGCCAUAGAGUAUAAACCCGAGACUGAUGAGUUAAAAGAAAUUGCCCGCAAUUAUUCUCACCAAUGGCUAACAACUUUCGCUGUUCCUGAAGCUGACACAGCGAUUUGUGCAGAUCAUUGUUGUAAUGUUUUUGCAUGCACAAGAGAAGAACAAAUGAAUCAAGAUGGAGAACUAGAUACAGAAAUGAAAGAUUGUGGGCUUUUUCACUUAGGGGAUUCCAUCAAUGUUAUCAAAAAAGGAUCUCUUGUUAAACAAGACUUAAUGGAUAGAUCUAUUGAACUUGGAGUAAUGAUGCUUUUCGGCACAAUAAGUGGUGGAGUCGGUGUUGUUGUUCAAAUACCAAAAAACUACUUCGGCCUCUUAAAAGAACUACAAGACAGAAUAGUGAAAAUUGUUGGUAGUGUCGGCAAAAUAACUUACGAUGGGUGGAGAAACUAUAAAGAUGAUAGAGGAGAAAAGCCAUCAUAUGGAUUUAUUGAUGGGGACAUAAUCGAAUGCUUUCUAGAUCUGCCUAUUAUCAAUCAAGAAGAAAUAGUGAAAAAUUUAGAGUUGGAAGAUAAUGGAAGUAGACGUCCAAUUGAACAUCACGAAAUGGUUGGAUUAGUCGAAGAAUUAAGUAGAAUACAUUAA
This is a messenger RNA of Dimorphilus gyrociliatus, 4308 nucleotides long. NCBI's taxonomy places the organism in Eukaryota, Metazoa, Annelida, Polychaeta, Dinophilidae. The record is from the annotation of a GenBank genome assembly.